Messenger RNA from Neocloeon triangulifer, 3546 nucleotides. RefSeq names its product phosphatidylinositol 3-kinase regulatory subunit alpha (gene Pi3K21B). Gene Ontology annotation, molecular function: protein binding; 1-phosphatidylinositol-3-kinase regulator activity. Gene Ontology annotation, biological process: insulin receptor signaling pathway; phosphatidylinositol phosphate biosynthetic process. The record is from RefSeq and is a predicted model, not a curated record. NCBI's taxonomy places the organism in Eukaryota, Metazoa, Arthropoda, Insecta, Ephemeroptera, Baetidae. Gene Ontology annotation, cellular component: phosphatidylinositol 3-kinase complex. The transcript has 15 exons. Bases 142 to 3081 code for a protein of 979 amino acids.
GGUGACCAUAAGUGAAAGCUCACCGCCAAACACACUGCGUGCUACCGAAUUUUCGGCGAUUCGCCGGCCUACGUGCUAAUUCGGCCGCAGUGCCAUGCAGAACCACCCCUGGAGACCGUUUUUGCGACCAAAGUCGGAGUGAUGGAGGGGCGGAGGCCCUCAGGACGGCUGCAUCAGGCCAUCCGGGCCUACCACCCGGCCGCCUCCACAGAGGUGGCCCUCGAGGUGGACGACGUGCUUGAGGAGGAUCCGGAGCACACAGCACCGUCAGGCUGGCUCUUUGGAAGGAACCGGAGAACAAACUCCAAGGGAUAUUUUCCUUGUAAUUAUACUAAGGAAAUAGUGGAUAGAUGGAUUCCUCAAAACCCAGCAUUAACACCACCAGUUGCCUUACCUAGAAAGUCGUCGAGUACAGGCAGCCCUUACUCUGUUUCCGAGUCUGUGUCUUCAAGUUCAAAUUAUGACUACGAAGCCUUAACAAUUGAUCGGUCUAGAGACGAAAGUAUAAUAUACGGAAAGUUUGUGUGUUCACCACCGGAUUUAUCACAACCCAGAAGUCAGGAUGUUAGGGAAUUAAAAGGAGGCGAGAGUCAUCAUGUGAUAGACUGGGAAAAACCUUUGUAUUUUCUCACCCCGAUUCUCUGCAGAUAUUGUUCGGACUACAUUUGGGGCACAGGACCUGUUGGAAGAAAGUGCGAGAAGUGCCAAGCCUGCUUCCACGUCGUGUGUGCCGCCUCCGCAGCCGCCCCCAACGCUGCCCCCUGCCCCCGCACCGCCAUCCAGAUUCCGCCUCUCUUCACCAGGCCAAUUCCAAUUGAGGAUUGGACGGCUGACAACGUCGUCGAGUGGAUGGCCGUGCUGAAUUUGUACAGAUACGCCGGGGUGUUCAAGUCAAAAGACAUCAAGGGUUCUGAUCUCAUCUUUUUAGACCGCGAAAAACUUCUCAACAUGGGCAUUAAGGACGAGUUCCACCAAGAAACAAUUUUGAACAGCGUCCGGGAACUGGUGAACAGCGGCAAGGUUGAUCCUCUGGAGGCGCCAAGUGAGUCCAACAUCAACGGGCAACCACACAACCUACUCGAGCACUCCUUCUCAAAGCUCGAAAAGUGCGCCAAGUGCAAGAAGUUCCUCAGGGGCCUCCACCACCAGGGCUUGCAAUGCAAAGAUUGUGGAGUUGCGGCCCAUCGGACUUGCUCGGCCACAGGUUUUGGUCCCUGCAGCCCCAAAGGUCCUGCUCCGCCCCAAACCGUGUUCGGCACUCCCCUCUGCGCUCAGCUGACUGACCUGCCAGCGCCCCUUUUGGUCAUCAAGUGCAUCCAGCACCUCGAGUCCAAGGCAAGUCAGGACCCAGGCCUUGAUCUUUACAAAGUCUACCGGACCACAGCUCCCGCCAACGUUAUUGCAGAAUUGCGGCGGAAACUCAAUGAAGAUGUGGCCAGCACGGACCUAAGUGAAUAUGAACCGGCGGUAAUCGCAAGCAUUCUCAAAAAGUUCCUUCGUGAACUGCCGGACCCCGUGAUACCCGUGCAGUGGUACGACAAAUUCAUAGAAGCAUCAAAAAUUAAAUUAGAUGAGCAGUGCACAAAUCGGCUGAACCAGCUGGUGGACGAGUUGCCUGAGCAGCACCGAUCGACCCUCACGGUCCUGCUGCGCCACUUCUGUCGUCUCUGCCAGAUGCAACAUGCCCGAGGGGUGCGAGAACCCCCGACCAUCCUUGUGCAGGUCCUCUGCCACCUUUUCCUGCGCCCACCCUGGACUCGCAUCAUGCAAGUCGUCUACAACACCGAGGCCCACAUUCGAAUAAUGGAGCUGCUUCUUCUGCAAGGCCGCUGGGGUGAGCCCCUUCCUCAGUUUGCUUCGGCCCCCCUUCUGCCCCCUCGAAAACCGUCUCGACUUGAGGUGUCUGCGGAGACGGCCCUGCUUGAGUGCGAUUGGUACUGGGGCGAGGUCACCCGGGAGGAGGUCAACGAGAAAAUGCAAAACACUCCGGAUGGCACUUUCAUGGUUCGAGACGCUUCAAGCAAGAGCGGCGAGUACACUUUGACCCUGAGAAAGGGCGGUGACAACAAACUAAUCAAGAUCUGCUAUCGAAACGGCAAAUUCGGCUUCACGGAGCCCUUCCGAUUCAACUCUGUUGUCGAGUUGGUCAACUUCUACAAAAACCAGUCACUUGGGCAGUACAAUUCAACUCUGGACAUCAGACUGAUCUACCCGCUGUCCAAGUUCCAGCAGGAGGACGAGGUCAUCUCGUCGGACCUGGAAAAGGUCAGUGGCCAGUUGUUGGACGCCCACCGCGACCUGGAGGCCAAGAUGCGGAUGGAAGACGAGCUGAGGUACAAGGUCAACAAGACCAUGAAUGAGAUCAGCAUGAAGAGGCAAGCUCUGGAUGCGUUCGACGAGGCCAUCGCCAUGUUCAAAGACCAGAUGAACAUGCACGAAAACUUCAAGUCCAAAGCGCAGCCGCACGAGCUGGAGAUGCUCAGGGCCAACCACGCCAUGCUGCUAGACAGGCUGGGUCAACUCGAGGACAGCCGAUCCCACCUGGACAAGAGUCUCAAGCAGAAAGUCACCGAUAGUAGGACUCUUGAGAGGGACGCCAACAACCUCAAAUCUGAAAUGCGCAACUUGAAGAAAACCAAAGAUGCUUGCAUCAGGUGGUUGAUGCACCAAGGAAUGAAGCCCUCCAGGAUUGAAGUUCUGCUGCAGCAACAGGAGGCUUCGGACAGUGAGAUGGACGUAGACAGCCUUCCGCACCAGAACGAGGCCAACUGGCUGCUGAUGGACUGCACUCGCAACAGGGCACAAGAGCUCCUAACAAACACCGCAGACGGCACUUUCCUAGUCCGGCCCAGUCGCAUCCAAGACCAGUACGCCCUGUCCAUAAUGUGCAACGGCCAAGUGAACCACUGCAUCAUACACCAGACAGACCGAGGGUUUGGAUUCGCCGAGCCGUACAACAUCUACAACUCGCUGAAGGAGUUGGUGCUGCACUACGCGCAGAACUCGCUGGAGGAGCACAAUGACUCACUGAACACCACCCUGGUGUAUCCGGUGAUGGCACAUUCCUUGCCAGCGCUGUGAUAAGCCCCUCGAGCAGUAUUCGCCUCCCACAAAACUACUCUCUACUCGAUAAGAAAGUAUAAAUUGAAAGAACUCUUGCACCGACGCGAGACUCCGCCUUGUGAUGAUGAUCUGACCGCGACGAAAAUUACUUCUGUCAGCACGGGCUAUGGCACUAUCAUCCCCUCUCACCCCCCAUUUUACACAAACACGAAGAGAAGAAAACAAACAGUCGUUUCACAACCACCUUUCCAAUUUUCUGAACAUAUUUAAUGUUGAUGUGUCCAUUUUCUCAUUGAAAAUUCUCGGCAGCUGGGCUUUUUAGAGAGCACUUUUUUCUGUUUUUUACACAUUUCUUAUGUAUCUCGAUAUAUUUCGAGAGAAUUUUAUUAUAUAUAUAUUUGCGUUUUUUUUUUUUUAAUUUACCGAGCGGCGGGCCUGGUCAAAAGUGAUACUUUUUUUACUAUGCAAACGCUUCUUUCUCAA